UUAAUCUAGUUUGUAGACUGGUGGGGCGCCGUGACAGCUGAUGGUGGCUGACGUGCAGGUUUGUGCAUUUCAAGGCGUGGGUGCACUGGGAACGUCCAGCUGCAUACUUGAAACAUAUUGUUGGAGUAGUCUGUUCUAUCUUCUUCCAGACUCUUACACCUCAGCACAAUGCACGUGUGUUUGGUGGGAAUGGUUGCCCUAGUGGGCGUGGCCUAUGGUGUGGUGGUACUGAAAGAGGCAUCCUAUCUGAGACUCCCCGACCGUAACGGCCAGUACGUCGUCGACAGCAGAACAGCCAGGGAGAGCGCCUAUGAUGAUGUCAGGAGUUACCUCUAUGUUGUUGGUCGUGACACGGCUAUGUUGCACGUCAUCUCCCUCGCUGACCCCGCCAACCCGCAGGAAGUCUACGCAUACAAUUUCGACAUCGCCGCCGACGGCCGUCCACUGGAUGUGGAGCUGUGUCGGGCGGCGGGGGUUACACCCACACUGGCUGUCACCUUUGACGGCCAAGAUUCUGUGGCUUAUGAGGGACAUCUGGUUCUUUACAAUCUGUUUGAGAGCAGCUCCGAUACACUUACUCCCCUCAACCCAACAGAUCCCAGGAUUAUCGUGGGAGCCCAUCCUGACAAUAUGAAGUUCACCAGCGACUGUCGUCGUCUGGUCGUAUCUAACGAGGGGGAGCCCCGGGUCGUCGAUGGCACCUUCUUUGACCCCGAGGGGACAGUUUCUGUGCUUACAUUCUCCCCAACGCCUGGCGCUAUACCAACAGUCGCAACCAUCGACUUCAGAAAAUUCGACGACCAGAGUGAACUUGUCCCGAUACUUGAUAGGGGCGUCCGCUACUGGCUUCGCCGUGACCCUACUGACGCUAGCAACAUCAUCCAGUUCUCCCAGAACGUGGAGCCGGAAUAUGUGGCCAUCUCACCCAGCAAUGGGUUCGCUUACAUUACCCUACAGGAAAAUAAUGCUAUCGCGAGGAUCGACCUGGAGAACUCGGUAAUCACCAGCCUUUACCCAAUGGGUAACAAGUCCUGGGAAUUCCUCUCCUUGGACGCAAGCGACAGCGACAACGGUAUCGCGAUGGCAUCGAGGAGAAUCCGCAGCUUGUACCAGCCCGACAAAGUCGCCUUCUUCACAUGGGGGGAUGAUAUACCUUACCUGCUGACAAUUGACGAGGGGAAACCAACCACCAUCCCCGGGGUCAACUUCCAAGACUACGCCAGAGCGGCAUCACUGAAUUGGAAUAUUGACGACGCCGCCCUGGGCUCCGAGUUGACCAAUAACGCAGAACUAGGUCGCCUGUACGUCUCUAACGUUGACGGGUUUGAUAACACGCCGAACGUUCCCUAUGCUUUCGGUGGACGUGGGUUCUCAAUCUGGAACACACAGUCGAUGGAGCGAACCUGGGAGAGCGGUGACGAGCUGGAGAGGUACAGUCGCCAGCACUUCCCAAAUACAUACAAUGGUAACUGCGCCGCCUUUUUGGAAACCCCCGUGCAAGAGAUGGACGCCAGAUCACCAUGGAUGGGCCCGGAACCCAAUUCAGUUGCUAUUGGCGACUUCAAUGGGCGUACAGUGUUGGUGAUAGGAAGCGGCAGGAACGGUAUGCUGUAUGUAUAUACGUUGCAGCCUAAUGUGAACACCCCCACCCCAGAGUUCCAGAGUGUGCACAGAGCCGGGGAAAUAGAUGCAACCUGGACAAAUCUGUACACCAGGGAGGACAUGGGAGAUGCCAUUAUAUCUGACAUCAAGUUCUCGAGUACCGGAACUCCAAAGGUGAUCGUGACAUCUGAGGCCAGUGGCAGCGUGUCUGUCUAUACCCUUGCUGACGAAACAUGGCCAGCAACAAAGUUGUAAAUCCUCAUUGUACAACCUUUACAAUAAACAUAUCAUCAGA
Messenger RNA from Haliotis rufescens (red abalone), 1897 nucleotides. RefSeq names its product mesenchyme-specific cell surface glycoprotein-like. The coding region runs from base 169 to 1857 and encodes 562 amino acids. The record is from RefSeq and is a predicted model, not a curated record. Gene Ontology annotation, molecular function: protein binding. Lineage: Eukaryota; Metazoa; Mollusca; Gastropoda; Lepetellida; Haliotidae. The transcript is spliced from 11 exons.